This is a messenger RNA of Pipistrellus nathusii (Nathusius's pipistrelle), 561 nucleotides long. The record is from the annotation of a GenBank genome assembly. Lineage: Eukaryota; Metazoa; Chordata; Mammalia; Chiroptera; Vespertilionidae.
AUGGACACCUCCAGCACCAAGAGCCUGGCCCUGCAGGCCCAGAAGAAGCUCCUGAGCAAGGUGGCGUCCAGGGCGACGGUGAGCGCGUUCCUGGACGACGCGAGCAGCGAGGUGCUGGACGAGCUGUGCCGCGCCACCAGGGCCUUCACCCGCAGCCGCAAGGAGGCCCAGAAGCUGCUCCGGAACCUGGUCAAGGUGGCCGUGAAGCUGGGCCCGCUGCUCCGCGGCGGCCAGCUGGCCGGGGAGGAGCUGGCGCUGCUGCAGCGCCUCCGCCAGGGGGCGCGCCGGCUGGCCCUGACGGCCGUCAGCUUCCACCAGGUGGACUUCACCUUCGACCGGCGCGUGCUGGCCGCCGCCCUGCUCGAGUGCCGGGACCUGCUGCACCAGGCCGCGGGCCCGCACCUCACCGCCAGGUCCCACGGCCGCAUCGACCACGUCUUCGGCCACCUGGCCGACUGCGACUUCCUGGCGGUGCUCUACGGGCCCGCCGAGCCCUACUGCUCCCACCGGCGCCGCAUCUGCGAGGGGCUCGCCCGGAUGCUGGACGAGGGCAGCAUCUGA